AUGACCCACUAUAGAAGAUAUUUUGUCAUUUCUUGGAGGUGCUCCAUGAUGUGCAUUUUCUUGAUGGGCUCCAUCUGUUUUCUAGGGAUAUAUUUGUUUUUCAUUCCUAAGACUUUUAAUUACUUUGCUGUUUUAGCAAAAAUCAAAGUUAAAGAAAACACUGAUUUGAGUUCAAUGAAAAGAUCUGUAUUUCCUACCAAAGAAUAUGGCAAACCUGAGACAGCAAAAAAAGACAUUUCCUUCAGAAGCAAUGUUUCUAGCUUCAAACAAUUCUUGCUAAACAGGAAGGUAGGGGGACUAACUGUAAAUGCAGCUCCAUUUGCUAGUGAACUCAAUUACAUUCAGUCCUUUAGGUUUGUUAUUAAUGAAAGUGAUAUAUGUAAGGAAAUAACUCCUUUUUUAAUACUAUUAAUAGCAACCAAAGCUGAUCAAAAGCAGCACAGGGAAGCCAUCAGGAAAACCUGGGGAAAUGAAUCUGUGGUUCCAGGAAUAAAGAUUGUUCGCUUAUUUAUGUUGGGUGCUAGCGACAAAGAGCAAAAUGAAGCCCUACUGAGGGAAAGCAGUCAAUAUCAUGACAUCAUUCAACAAGACUUUCUGGACACCUACAAGAACCUAACUCUUAAAACCAUGAUGGGCUUGAAGUGGGUUGCCACCUACUGUGGUGAUGCAAAUUUUGUCAUGAAAACAGACAGUGAUGUUUUUGUUAAUACAGAAUAUUUAAUACAAAGGCUCCUAAAACCACUUAUGCCUCCUUCACAGUAUUAUUUCACUGGCAACCUUAUAAGAAAUGGUCAACCUCAUCGAAAUCGUGAAAGCAAAUGGUACAUGCCAAAGGAAGUCUACUCCACUGAGCGGUACCCUGAUUUUUGUUCAGGAACUGGGUAUGUUUUAUCAGGAACCCUGGCUGCAAAAAUUGUCAAGGCAUCUUUAAAAGUAAAGUAUAUAUACUUGGAAGAUAUUUAUGUAGCUCUUUGUCUUGAACAAGAGGGAAUUAAUAUGGUACCCCCACCUAAAAACUAUUUGUUUAAUCUAUAUAAAGUCCCAUUUUCUCCUUGCACAUACAGCAGACUGAUUACCUCCCAUGGAAUUAAUCCAGAUGAACAGAUAACAUACUGGGAAACAUUGCAAAGUAACAAAAAUGUCUGUAGUAAAUAA
Gopherus flavomarginatus (Mexican gopher tortoise) is the source of this 1155-nucleotide messenger RNA. RefSeq names its product beta-1,3-galactosyltransferase 2-like. Gene Ontology annotation, cellular component: membrane. The transcript has a single exon. Bases 1 to 1155 code for a protein of 384 amino acids. NCBI's taxonomy places the organism in Eukaryota, Metazoa, Chordata, Testudines, Testudinidae. The record is from RefSeq and is a predicted model, not a curated record. Gene Ontology annotation, molecular function: N-acetyl-beta-D-glucosaminide beta-(1,3)-galactosyltransferase activity.